This is a messenger RNA of Chilo suppressalis (striped riceborer), 11982 nucleotides long. Lineage: Eukaryota; Metazoa; Arthropoda; Insecta; Lepidoptera; Crambidae. The record is from the annotation of a GenBank genome assembly.
UAUUGUGCUGUCAUAUGACGUAUGACGCAUGUAUGACGCAUUCUCACUGAGUUUGGUGUAAUUUCUAUCGGUCUAUCUUAUUAAUUCCGUGGAAGAUCGCGUAUUUUGUGAGUAAUUAUUAAGUGUAAUAGAACUAAAACGUUGUACAGACAUCUUGGAAGUGUUGCACAACUUUUAGAACAUCGAGAAGCAGCGUUGACAAAAUGGCAUCACCCAUUUACAAUCCGAUUGUACCAUGUGUGCACCCCAUCCCCGGUGGAGUGUACCCCGGUCGCAUGAUCAGGGUGCAGGGGAAUCUACCUCCAGGCGCUCAGAGGUUCGCCAUCAACUUCCAAUGCGGGCCCAAUACCGACCCCAGGGACGACAUCGCAAUGCACCUCAACUUCAGAUUCGUGGAGAUGUGUGUUGUACGGAACCAUCUGACCGCUAUGGACUGGGGAGUCGAGGAGACUGCUGGGGGUAUGCCCCUUCAAAGGGGAGAAGCGUUCGAGGCACUGAUACUGUGCGAGCCGCAAUCAUUCAAAGUGGCGCUGAACGGCGUCCAUUUCUGCGAGUUCCUGCACCGCGUUCCGUUCCAGCGCAUCUCUCACAUCACCGUCGACGGGGACGUACACAUCCAGUUCAUAGGCUUCGAGGGGGCACAGCCUCCCCCCCAGCAGAUGUAUAUGGUAAACCAAUACCAAACUACACCUUACAGGUCUGAACCACCAUCUUAUGGAGCUUAUGGCGCUCCACCCCCCGCCUACGGAGCACCCGGCUACGGUGGUGCCCCACAAGGUUUCGUCCCCGGCGGGGCUGCAGUUCCUGUUGGUGGCUACCAAACCUCAUACGCCGGGCAGCCCCAACGUAGAGGAUUGGGUACUGGGGCAGCAGUUGGGAUGGGAGUGGGCGCCUUGGCCGCGGGGGGGCUCGCGGGGUACGCGCUGGGAGGGGGCUUCAGUAGCAAUAACGACACAUCAGAGACCGCUCCUCCUGCUACCCAACCAAGCCCAGAGGGUCCUAACCCGUCUGUAUCACAAGAACCCCAUUCGUCUCAGCCCCAACCCAUGCAAGCUAAUCAAGAACCCCUACUAUCUCCGCCACAACCUGUCCCGGCUAAUCGAGAAGAACACAUUCCAACCCCGGCUAAUCGAGAAGAACACAUUCCAACCCCACCACAACCCGAUGUUGAGUUUGAAUCACAAGAUGAAAGUGAAAAUAGCGAAGAUGAUUCAGACAUGGUGUACGGAGGCAGUGAUAUCCCGGCUAACAUGGAAGAACUUAGCCUAGAACAGCCAACUACGGAUAACGACUAUUUGGAGAACGCAACCAACGAAGAGAAACUGGAACAAGGCGAUAAUGAAAUUGUAGCCAACUCAGAAGAAGAAAAUGCAGAAGAGCAGCCAACAGAAGAUGACUAUUAUUUGGAAGAUACAGAAAAUCAAGAAGUGAGUUGGAAUAGACUAAUAGAGUUGAUAAUUUACUAUUGAACGACCAUUUGAGAACACCAAGGAUGUUAGAAAGUCAUUGAGUGCUCGAUAUGUCCUUGUGUUUUUUUCUGUCACUUGUGUGUGCUUAUUUGCUUCUUUCAAAUAUUUUUACUUGAUAUCCUUACCCCCAUAGUUUUUACCAAUAACUUGCUAAAUUAAGGGAUAAUACAAUAUAAUGAAUUUGAAUUUACACGCAUACACAUUAAGGUGGAACAAGGAGAGAAAGAAGUUGUGGCCAAUACGGAAGAAGAAAAUGCAGAAGAGCAGCCAACCGAAGAUGACGAUUAUUUGGAAAAUACAGAAAAUCAAGAUGUGGAUGAACGGGAGAACGAAAUCCCAGCCUAUACGGAAGAGGAAGCGGCUCCAGCUGAAGAUGACGACUAUUUGGAAAAUGAUGAUGAAUAAAUAAGUACACGUGGUAGACAGUUCGUUUGGCGACGAUUGGAUGGAGUGAACCCUGCACUGCUCAGUAUUGUAAUUGCCAUAUAGUUAGUAUCAACGUUGGGGCUUAAUUCUGACACGAUUCUCUAAAAUUGAAAUAGAUUUAGACAACAGAGGUAUUUAGACAACAGAUUGAAAUAAAUUUAGACAACAGAGGUCCUUUCCAUUCGGUAUAUAGCAUGACAAGGAUACAAUGGACGGAUUAACUACAACUUUUUUUUAAAUCUAAAGGCUGGGCUAUUGUAAUGAACAGUAAGGAAUUCAUAUUUUUAGUUUUGUGCAUUAACAAAAAGUAUACAUCUUUUUUGUUAUUAAUUUGUAUUUUUUUAAAAGCCCCCUUUUAUUUCACUUAAUAUAUACAGUUUAAACAUUAAAAUUGUGAUAAUUUUUAAUUGCAAGUUUAUUUGUUAUGAAACAUUUAGAACAAUAGAAAAGGGUUUCUUUAAUCGUUUAGUAAACAUAUCUAAUAAUAUUAUGUUUGCCUUGUAACUUUGUAGAAAUAAAAAAAUAUCAUAUACCUUCAUAUAUUUUUAAAAUAUACGGUUCCUUUAUCAUUAAAACCACAUAUGAAAGUACUUCAAAAACAAAAUUAUUUUUAGCCCAAAAAUAAUAUGUCCUUUUGUUUUCAUCUCUGUUUUGGGAUAAUACAUACAUUGUCAAAUUUAAUUGUAGGUUUAGAGAAUCAUGCCAGAAUUGGUACAAUUACAUAUUUAACAAAUCUAAAUAUUAUAAUUUAUAUUUUUUAUGCAUGUAACUGAUCUAUGUUUUAAAUCUAAAGAAAUUAAAGGGCCACGGUAGCAUAAUGGUCAGAGCAUUCGCCUCGAUAGCGAAGGGUGCGGUUCGAGUCCCAAUCUGCUGCCUGGUCCAUGUGGAAUUUUCUCCAGUAACAUUUUCUUUAGAUUUAAAAAAUCAAAACGUUAAGAACGUGCAGCUCACCUAAGCAAAUGUAUUUUGGAUCGCAUGUUCGCCGAGUCAUAUUAUCUUUCUUAUCAACUUAUUCUACAUUAAUUUCAAUAACACGCAUUUUAUAAUUUGAAGUAUAUUAAUGGCUGAAAUUCGAAAAGGCGUACGCUGAAAUAAUUAGUAAUUCUUAAAAUCUUGCUGACAGCAAAUUAAGAAAAAUAACUAACUUUCUGUGCAAAUAACCAACAGUUUAAAUCGUAAAUUGAAUUUAAGAGAAUUAUAAUUAAUGUAUAUUAUAUUAUUUCUUAAUUUUUUUAAUGAUUACGAUUAGAUUAAACAUCAGCAUCUGGCUUAAAGCAUCUUUCAAUCAGAAUAGGGAAGAUGACUAAUUUUUUUUCUUCGUUUAUCAGGUAGAUUAUCAAAAAGUAUUGGACACGUAUUUUUUCUUUUUUUCACAUAAUAUAAACAUUAAUGUGAAAUUUGAAAAGUCGCAUGACGUCACGUUUUGGUACACUUUUAAAGUGAAAAUUCACUAAAAAGUGACGUCACGAGCCCCUAACUUUGACGCGCUAUAACUUUGUCAUUUUUUAGUUGAUUGCCCAAAGAAAAAAUACGUGUCCAUUAUUUUUUGAUCAUCUAACUGAUGAACUAAAUAGAAUUUCUUUUAUUGUACCCCGUCAUCACCCCUAUUGGAUUGUAAUGUAGAUUCUAGAUGAUAGCGACCAAAUUAACAUUUAUUGAUUAAAUUAAAAAAAUGCAAUUUUGCAAGGGACUUGACUCUGGGCAAAAAAUCUUCUAAGCAGUACUUUCUCCUUUAACGAUAUUAGCUGUUGAAAACAUCAAGAUGCCUUGUAUUUUGUUCUAAAGUUAGAAUUAAGAAAACCCAUGUAAGUUAAACCUAUUAUAGCGUAUAUUAAAAAUUGUAUAAUAACGAAAAAUGAUAAUAAAAAUUAGCAUUAAAAAUAAAGUACUUGUAUAUAAAAUAUACCUUCUAUACGCAAAAUUUUAAUUUGAAAGCACAAUGCCCAAAAUAGGCUCGGGCGUGGACAAGGUGUUUGGCCAACAAGCAUUUUACAAUAUUAUUUUAUUUAUUUUUAACGAAUUUCUGUAACCGUAAGAAAGUAUAAAGUUUUAUUAACUAUACAAUAAAAUUGAUUGAAAAUAAUACAAACACUUCCUCCUUUUUGUUUAUUUCUAUUUAAUGUCACAUGAAUGAAAUUGGCUGUGAUCGGCUGAAUUUACGUUAGCACCACGUCAUGACAGCGAAAACGGCUGGGAUUGACUCGGUCGAGAUGUCAUUUGCAGACAAGCUGUCAAAAGAACAUUAGGUUUUUUUGUUUAAAUUUUGGUAAUAUGAUCAUGACAUCGCUACUGAUGUUCAUUCUCGAUUUUAUUGAAUUGUGAAACAGAUAAUGUCUACGUAGUGUCUAGACAUCGUAUUGGUAAUAUAUGACUUCGAUGUUUUUUUGCUUAAAUUACCUAUUUUAUUCGCGGUCCUAAAAUGUAUUUUAAAGUAUACUGAUACAAAGUUAUAAUUAUUUUAAGGUUCUGGGUAGUUUAAGCUUCUUGCAAUAUAAAAUUUACUUUUAUGCUAGCGCGGCCCUGAUGGCGUGUCGAAUUUUCUCAAGCCUUUCUUAGGCUGCAAGACAGCGCCUUCAGCUGUAGAUUUUUACUAGCAAUUUUUUUUACAUUUAAACAUCUUGCAAUUAAAAAAAUAUAAAGCUUUACUUGUUAAAACGUCUGUCCAUGUUAAGCCAGACUAAGUGGGCAUUGCCCUUUAAUUCAUAUUAUUGAUUGGAUAUAAUCAUGGCAUCUAAAACACUUAACAUACAUAAUAAAAACUGUAGCACGAACCAAUAUCGAAUUCGUAACGUUUGCGAGUCCGAAAUAUCAUUGUCAAAUGUGUACUGAUUUUUAGUUCUCGUUACGUACCUUGUGGCGCUGCUGUUCAAGUUUCCAUACAAAGUUGACAAUGUCUUUUCGGAUUCGCAAACUAUUCGAAUUCGAUAUUGGUUCGUGCUAAGGUUUAUCGAUAGCUCUGUUAAUUAGAUCUGUGUCUGUUUAUUAAAGUCUGUUGCAAUACAAUUUUGAAAGUCUCUUUUUGCUGCGUCUCUUUUAUAAAGACUUAGUAAUUAAAAGCUUUUUACAUAUAUACUAGCUGACCCAGCGAACUUCGUACCGCCCUAAAAAAAUAGGGGUUGUCCAGCGGACAAAAUUGUGAAUCUAAACCAUUCUCAGAUCCCCUUGAACACACACAAAAAAUUUCAUCAAAAUCGGUCCAGUCGUUUAAGAGAAGUUCGUGCCCCGGUCAAUUACGUUAAUUCCUGAUAAUAAUUCGUAGCGUAAUUCCUUAAAAAAAAAAGAAUGUGCUUAUGACCACACGACUGAAGUGAAACUUCUUUAGCUCCAUAUGUAUGUAUGUAUAUAUAUGUGUGUACAAUAUAUACAUGUAUGUACAUAUACAUAUUUCUAUUACUAGCUAUAAAGAAAAAGAGAAAGAAAAUGUGCGCGCGCACUGCUUUCUCUAGCUACUAUCGCCACUUAAGUCCCGUUCGCCUCGACCGAACACACUUUUCGUAACGCGUAACGCAUUCGCCAGCUUACCCCCCAAGUCAAGCGUGCGUAAAGAAGUUUCACUUCAAAAAUAGGCGUAAAGUCUUUUGAAAAUGUGAUUUCGCGCCAUAUACGCAUAUUAUGUAGAAUAGUUAUUACUUACCCUAUCAUUCAUUAUAAAAUUAGUUACUAACAAAAUAUCACACGGUAUCGGAAGAAAUUUUAUUUAAAUUAAGAAAAUAUGAUAAAUACCUUAUUUUUUUUAUUUUUAAGUUAGUAUUUACAAAUAUUAUGAUUAGGCAGCGAACAAAAUUAGUCAUAAAUGUUAUAUUGCAUCAAAAUUUUAUUAACACCUUUUAUAAAUUUAAUAUUUUAAAAAAUAUUGUCCAAAAAAUAUAUAUUGAAAUUGUUGUCUCAUUAACGUGUAGAAUAUAUUAAAUAUAUUAAUAAUGAUUAUAUUGAUUAAUAUAAUUUAUAUUUAAGUUGAAUAAAUCUUAUUACUGAAUUUGUUCUAAUUAAUUGUUUUAACAUAAUUUAUACAGAUUAAUCUAUAUUACCAAAUUCCUAGCUGACCAAAAAUGUACCUAUUCGACAUAUACAUUUCGCACGUCACAAUCAAUAGGGUAUUAAGUCGGCAAAACCAUUUAUUUUUUUAUUUGCGUUUCGGAAACUACAUUUUUUUCUCUAUAAACUGUUAAGAAAAUUGUAUUUUAAUUCGAAAUAGCUUUUGAAUUAUAGCAACACAUGUCGUCAAUUUCUAGGCAAAGUUUAUGAUUGUGAGUAUUCUAAACAGUAUUAAGUUCAGUUAAUACCCUAUUGCCCGUUCGGAUUAAUACAAGUUUGAAGUGUUAUUUAAAAUAAUAUCCUCUGGCCUGUUUUAUUUUAUUUAUUUCAGCGAAAUUAUUUCAAAAUGAUAGUAGUUUUAAUUUUAACAUGAGCCAUAUGAACUGCUUAUAGGCUAUUCUCUUUACCCAGUCACAUAAAAGUACUUUUAAAACAAAAACUAAUAUUGAUACACUAACUAAACUUACUCAACACAAAGAAGGAUAAUGUACGUUCAAAUCAAGGUAUCAUUUUAAACAUUUGAACAAGUAGUUCCGCUUCUAUGAUUUUUUAAAACUUCAAAACGCGAUAUCUCAAAACACUGUUUUUGAAGAUAAUACCCUUUUGUUUGUGACGUGCGAUUUGUUGUUCUGUCACGGUGAAGUUAGCCGUUAGGCUGCGCAUUGAUGAAGUUUAUAAACAUAACAAUGUAUUGCGCAGCCAAAUCACUACCUUCAGACCGGUUGAGAAUAUCGGCCAAUCUAGUCUGUGGUCACACGUUUUUAUUAAACUGCAGGUACCUACAUUAUAAAAAAUAUGUGCGAUUCAAUACCGUGUGUGUAAGCUUUCAAACAUUUUUCAAUAAAGCACUGUGAAUGCGAAAGCCUAAUAAUGCGUACAAAUUUGAACUUUACUACACACACAGUUUUCAAAUAACACAAUGUUUUCACAAUUUAGAUUUUCUAUUUGCACUAAACUCAUUUUAAAAUCACAUAAGAUGGUAAAUAAAUUUAGUAACGAAUGUUUUAGCAAGUGAACACAACUCUGAAACACUUUCCGCCUUAUUCCAAAACGUGGACUAGAGUUAGUCUUAGUUUAAACCUGAUUUUGUCUCUGUCUGCUUUUCAGCAAACAAAUUUGGCAGCAUCAGUUUCAAUCCAGGUUUAAUUUUAAUCUGAGUUUUGUUAUAAGGCGGUUUAUGCAAUGACAAUUGAGGCUGGCGAACAAAAGGGUAUAAUUACGCAUAUAUUUUUGACCAUAUAAUAGUUUAUUUUUAUAGCCUGGAGGUUUUGGGCCAGCUGAAUUUGAAUUUCAACUCAUGUCAAUCAAAACCGUCUAAAUUAUAAUAGGGGAGCCCAAGCGGGGAUUUUUGGAUUUACUCGAGCGCGGCAGAAUAACAUAUGGGGAGCAACCUGGCACCUAGUUAAGUACUACCACCAAACCUGAGCCCUCUAUGUAAGGGCGAACGUCUAGCAGCAAAAACAAAAUUUCAAAGAACGUUCAUGACUUUUGGUCGCGGCCAAAUUGUCAGUCUUUUGAAUAUAAGCUACUAGAGGGUUCAUGUAACGUUUCUAAGAACGGAAAAAAUGUUGUUCUGCCGCGGUUUGCAUGAUAUGGGUAUGUGUGUGGCCGUACGAAUAAAUAAAUAUAGGAAAAAAUAACCGAGCGCGCCAGACGUUCAGAAGGGAUGUUACGUGAACCCUCCAGUAGCUCCUAUUCAAAAAACUGACGUUUUGGACCCGACCAAAAUUCAUGGCCGUUUGUUGAAAUUUUGUUUUUGCUGCCCUAGACGUUCGGCCCUACAUAGAGGGUUCAGGUACAGUGGGAGUACUUAACUACGUGCGAAGUUGCUCCCCAUAUGUUAUUCUGCCGCGCUCGAGUAAAUCCAAAAAUCCCCGCUUGGGCUCCCCUACUAUUAGUGUUAAAAUUACUAACUUAAAAAUCACGCCAAAAGCUCACUGUACGUAUGUCCUUCAGUUUUUUUAAUUUGAUGUUAUUAUACCGUUUUGUUCGCCAGCUACUUACUCAAUUAUAACAACUACACAUCUUUAAACUAGCACACGGCUGGACAGCAGGGCCGUAGUCACAGUUGUAUUUAUGAUAGGGCAGCGGUAAAUACAGGUAGGGCAUUCGCAGCCUACCGCUCCGUACUAAGGUAGGGCAAUGGUAUUUUGCGGUAGGGCAAUGGUAGUUUGCGGUAGGGCAAUGGUAGUUUGCGGUAGGGCAAUGGUAUUUACAAUGCCCCCCCCCCCCCCCCACCCUAGCUAAGAGCAAGCGCACAUUGAGCCACUAUUUUUUAAAUAUAUCGUUUCUAUUAAUUUCUAAAAUGUACCUAAAAGAGUUUUUCAAAAUGAAACUGUCAUAGAACUGUAUCAAUUUACUUUUAAGACAGGUGGAAGUUUAAAUAAAUGUUAUAUUGCAUCAAAAUUUUAUUAACACCUUUCAUAAAUUUAAUAUUUUAAAAAUAUUGUCCAAAAAAUAUAUAUUGAAACUGUUGUCUUAUUAACGUGUAGAAUAUUUAGAUAUAUUAAUAAUUAUUAUAUUGAUUAAUGUAAUUAAUAUUUAAUUUGAAUAAAUCUUAUUAAUUGUUUUAACACUUUUAACAAUUGUUUUUUCAAAAUGAAACUGUCAUAGAACUAUAUCAAUUUACUUUUAAGACAGGACAGGAAAUUUUGUAACUUUUGAAUGCUAACAAAUUGUAGCUAAACAUGAGGCCCCAUUUAUACAUGUAUACCAUGUUUACAAGCAAAUAAAGACAUUAUUAUUAUUACUAAACACGGCCACUAAAGGCUCAGUUAAGGCACUAGACGCAGCCACUAAUCGAAUCAAGAAAAAUCGAUUGGCUGCCACUAGUGGCUUAGUGACGACCACGCACUUGCUCUAAGGCUCUGCAGGAUAGUUUUUUUAAAAUCAACGUAAAAUUUGGAGCCUAUUGUGAUGUUAACAAUAGAUAUGUAGAUUUCAAAUAAAAUAAAUAUUUCCAACAUACAUACACCAAUUAGCCUAUAGUAGAAGAUCCGAACCUACAUCGAUCUUUACCGAGCUGGUAAUAGAAUGAAACAUAUUUUAUCAUGACUUUAGUAUUUUACAAAAUAUAUUACAAUUGGAUUGCCCAAAAAAAUCCUGGACCGAUUAUUUUUAAUUAACCUGUCCAGUCAUUAGUUAGCCCAAUUUAGAUUUAAACAUCUAGCAGUUAAAUGCUUAUAAAAUAAAAUCAAUUAUUUUUAAUGUUAAAAAUAAUAGUUAGAAAAACAAUAUGUUGCAACAUCAAGAUAAUAAGAAAAUGAUGUCUUGCCUUAAAGUAUAAAACGUAUAGAAUAUGCAGCCGUUGGGCAACGUAACUGGCAUCGAAAUACCUGUUUAUACCUGGCAACCCAGUAGUUCACCUAGGUAAAUAAUAGACAACCCAAAAGCUGCACAUUUUAUAUGUUUAUACUGUUUUAAGUACAUCAUUUUCUUAUUAUCUUGAUGUUGCAACAUUAAAUUCAAUUUUUUUUUUAAAUUAAUUAAAAAUCAUCUGUCUAGGAUUUUUUUACAACCCAUUUUUAAUAUAUUUUGUAAUAUACUAAAUUCGUAAUAAAAAUUUUUCAUCAUCCUAUUUUAUCAGCUAGGUGAAGGUCGAUGUAGGUUCGGAUCUUAGGCCACUAGCCCCAAAGUAAGCACUGUAGGCUUAUGUUAUACUAGGGUGACAGAUAGAAUAUAUAUAGUGAUACAUAUAUAAGUAUUCUUUUUAUGUAUUUUUUUUUGUAAAUUUAAAAUAAAUAAAUCUUAUGUCUUGUCGUCCGCCGGUGUGUACUGGCCGUUAGGUAAUAUGGAAAAACCACAGACAUAUAACUAGUAGCAGACGGAAUAUUCAGUUUUAAACAGCGUGGUAAAUACACACACAUUGAAACUCACCAAAGCAUGGGCCGCAUUUAGUAUAGUAGAAUAAUGGAUUUCAUUAUUGUUUCCUGAAAUACCUAUCCGAAUAGAUAGGUCCUAAUGUGAUCUCCAUGCUAAUAAUAUUAUAAAUGUAAAAAUCUGUCUGUUUAAUAUCUUCAUGGCGAAUUUAACCAGGCGAAAUCGCUGAACCGAUAAUGAUGAAAUUAAGCACAGAGAUAGAAUUAACCCAGGGAAAAGACAUAGGUAUAAUUAGGAAAAAAGAAAUAAAAAUUUAAGGCAUAUUUUUUAUCUAUUUAUUUUGAAAUAAUACAAGUUUUUUUGGAAAAUUUCUCUGAGAUACAUUUGUUUCUUUACAUUGAUGUUUACAUCUAAGAUCAAAAUAAAAUUUGACAACAAUUUUAAUAAGCAAGUGGACAUGGUUUAUUUCAUGAUCUGCAUUGUUCGAGUCAAAUAUUGAAUAAUCGACAUAAUCACAUAUAAAUUUAAUCAAACUAUUAAAAUCAUUACUUUUGUUUAUUUUAAAACAAAAAACACUUAAAACACUAUAAGUAUUUGGUUGCCAAUCCUGACGUUUCAUAUAUUUUAUUUAACCAUGCAUUCCGAGUACUUUCAUCCUUUGGAAACCUAGAACAAAAUUGUUUAUGUGGUUAUUUGUGUUAUAUACCUACCGAUGCCAAUGUUCCAAGAAAUAUGAAUAGCUAGUCUGUAAUAGGUACCUAUCUAUUUACGUUCUUAAUUGCAUUCUCAUUCAAAAUAAUAUGCAAUGCAAACAAAAUUAAUGUCGAGAAACUUUUUGUCUUUGAUACCGAGUCCGUCCUCUGUUAAGGCAACAGUACUUCAGUUGUCAGAAUUGGAAUUUCCUAUCAUGAUUUAUCCUGAUUACUUCUAUUUCUUUAUUUUUAGGUUAUUAGUUUUCACCGGUAGUAUCUUUGAUAAAUAAUCCUACGUAAAAAAUGUUACAUGUUACGAUAAUAUUUAAAUAAGCUUCGAAAAGACUCAAAGACAUUUCAGUACACAAAAAGACACAUAAAAACUUGGGUGAAGCCAAACGAGCGUAAUUUUGUGAGUUGUGAGUCGCUUAUUUUUGGUCACUUAUUUUACGUUCAACUGAAUUUCUGUUGAGCUGCCAUACGAACGUAAUUUAUUCAGUUACUAUUGAGCGUUAGUACGGGGUGUUCGUGUCGUCGAGUGCAAUGGAUCCAUUAAAAAUAUUGUGUAUUUACGAAGCAUAUUCAGAAGAUGUGGCCAGAAAAAGAAACUGGGUAAACCCACUGAAUAGUCAGAGGCUGAUAUGUGGACAAUUCCAUACUUUAUAUGAACGUUUAUGUGCAAAUCCAGAUAUGUUUGAAAAGUACUAUCAUAUGCCAUUACGUGUUUUACAAGAAUUAUUACACCACGCAACUUGUAACAAACUGUUGCUUCCCCACUCUCCUUCCUUGCCCUACCCUCACCCCGACCGAAAUUCGGACGAGCUUAUGCACAUUGAGUCGGCAGACAACUCAUUUUGCGUUGUCGUGUGGCACCAACUGCCUUUUGGUAUGAAACCGAAUGCAGCAGAAUUUCUGUGACCGAAAUUCUGCGACUCACCACUCACAAAAUUACGCUCGUUUGGCCUCACCCUUACUGAUGAAACGUUAAUCAUGGUGUUCUAUUGUAGGUAGCACUUUUACAUCGAUACGCACUAUACUUGACCAUAGUAAUUAAAUAAUCUCGUUUUGUAAUAUAGUUUCAUCAAAGCAAUAUUCUUAAUAAACACCGAAAAGUCGCAUGUCCGAUAAGUCAUGAAUAAAAUGGCGGCGAGAAAUAAAAAUUACACGCGUUGUUGACAUUUGUUGAUGUGUGAGUUAGUAUUGCAAUAGAUGGAAGAAUGAGAUGCCACUAUCGAGUUGUAGCUGAGUACAAAAAGGAUAAAAGAUCAUGUUUUGAUUUCUUAAUUAUAACUAGGUUUUAUGUUCCGUCUGCUAUAGUAUUAUAUGUCUGUGGGAAAAACUCAGUUUUUUUUUAUUGAACUGAAUAAAUUUCAUGUAAGUAAUUUAAUGAUGGUAGCACUGAAGUUACAGUAGAUAUCUUUUCGGAACCACUCUGUGUGCUUUUGUUUGAAUGCACGGUACACUGUUGUGUGUAAUCUGUAAUUAUUAAUCUAUAAUAUGUUUGUAUUUAUGUUGAAAAUAAAACGAAACUCACUGAUUGA